CCUUGUUGAGCAGCGAAGAUUAGAACAGACUGUUUACAGCCUCCGCCAUGGCCCAUUUCUUCUGGCGCUGUGUAAAGAUGGUAUGUGGAUAGAAACUCUUGGAACCAAGCAGAAGCAGAAGCAGAAGCUCCUACCAUUUGGACUCUCAGGCUCGGCCUGUUAAGGUUGUAUCACCCAUCAGUUUCAGUAUCAACUAACGAAACUGCCAUUCUUCUCUUUGUUUCUCGUCUCCUCAGUCCUCCCUCCACUCCAGGCUCCAUUCCCAAAUCCGACAAUCAUGCACUCUCCGUCCCUUCGUUUCCACCACAACAUUACUCCUACCUCGCCCUACAACUUCCAUCACUUUUUAGGGCUUCACCUCACUCCCACUAAAUCCUUCUGUCCUUCUUCUCUCUUCUACUCCAAUUUCCCUAUCCCAACUUCUAGUAGCAAGGCUAUCCCAGUCUACUCCCAUAGCAAACCCCACAACCGCAAUACAAAUGCUAAAGGGAAACAUGGAACACCCAAGGUCAAGGGUAACAAGCAAAAUGUAUGGAGCGUGGAUAACGACCUCGCCAAGGCCCAAAAAGAGAGGGACACUGAUAGAACAACUAGGAGGAAGCCGAAGGCGUCACGGGUCGUUAACAGGAAGAGGAACGAAACUGGCAGAAUUCUGGUUUCUGCUGCUAUGUUGAUGGAGCUCGAAACUGUUCUUCAAACUCAGGAACCUGUAAUAAAGCCAGUAUGGAAUACGUUUGUUAGCAGUGUAAGUGGGAUAUGGAAAGGGGUGGGCGCGGUGUUUUCUCCUAUCACUGCAGAAAUGGAGCCCAUUGAAAUUGGCAACAAAAACGAAAACCUGUAUGAUUGCUAUACGCUUUCUUGUGUUGAGGAAGAUCGGUCUUCAUCUGGAGGACGGACAGAUCAAAUUAAAAGGACAGUAAAUUGGGUGACGUUAAAUCCUUACGGGGAAGCACUCUUAAACCAUGGGGAUGUUUCCUCAACCUCAGAAACAGUGGUUGGCGGAGGCGUGAAGAACUACUGCUUACCCAAAUUUGAGUCUUUUAAUUUUGCUGUAAGUGACCUGCUGGAGGAAGAUGUCAUGGGAAAUGAACCCGGCCUUGUCUUCUUUGAGGAUGGAUCUUAUUCUCGUGGUCCCAUCAGUAUUCCAGUUGGUGAAGUUGAUGAUGCCAAUUAUUACAUUAGUCCAACUUUCAAGUUUGAACAAUGCUUAGUAAAAGGUUGCCAUAAAAGGCUACGCAUCAUCCAUACCAUUGAGUUCAGUAGUGGUGGAUCCGACAUACAGAUACUAAGAGUUGCUGUGUAUGAAGAACAAUGGGUCAGCCCUGCAAAUGUUUCUGACGUAAGUGAUAUAGAGUUUGAUUUAAAGCCAUUUUCUCAACGGAAGCGAAUCCAACCAUCAGAACUUACAGGGUCCUGGAAGGUGUUUGAAAUAAGUGCAACCCCAAUUUAUGGUGAGGAGACAAUGGAUGAGAGCAAUGCUGCUGGUGCCCCAUACGUGUAUCUCUGCACGGAAACGUUAAAGAAAAGGAGCUUACCAGGAAACCCGGUAUAUUUCAGGGAGGAAGAAGUGAUGGACAUACAGGACGUUACGAUGCUGUGGCUUGCAGGUGGUGUCACUGGGUAUGUUGAUGUGAAAAGGGAUGGUAUCCUUUGCAUUGGAGUUGGUUGGUACUCGGAUGAAGGAAUCAACCUUGUUAUGGAGAGGGAUUAUGGACUGGAUGGAAAGCUGAAGGAAGUAAGGUGGAAAUCCGAAUUAAAAAGAAGGUGGUCUGACCCGUUACCUGUGUGAAUUACCUUGAAAUUCAAUUGAAAAAUACAGGGUCAAGUAGUAACAUGAUAUGCUGAAUCCAUGCCUUUUUUUUUUC
Molecule: messenger RNA, 1865 nt
Organism: Momordica charantia (bitter melon)
Lineage: Eukaryota; Viridiplantae; Streptophyta; Magnoliopsida; Cucurbitales; Cucurbitaceae
Product: dihydroorotate dehydrogenase (DUF3598)
Source: RefSeq, a predicted model, not a curated record